CCACGUGCUUGGAUGGUUACCACACCCCUCCGGUUCCCAUGCAUUCGUUUGAACCCUGCCGGAAGUCGGAAUUACUAUCAUCAACUUCACCACCUCGAAGAUGCAGGCACAAGCUUCGCGUCCCAUUCGCUCCCGCAGAGCGAGACGUGCUUGCGAUGCCUGUCACCGAACCAACAGCAAGUGUACAGCUAUUCACGGCUCAGAGACCUGUCGCACCUGUGCAGACUUUGGAGAGCCAUGUACAUACAAUCGUCUCGCAAAGAGGCGAGGUCCCAAGAUCGAUCCUAUGACGGGCAAACGCCCCAGCUCGAACCAAGACGUCGACUGGAAAUACGCACCGAUAGCCGACCAUUCACUCGUUGAGAACUUGGCAGAUGAGUACCUGCGUAUCGUCUAUCCAAUAUUUCCCCUGUUCCACUGGCCUUCCUUCAUCUCCAAGGUCCACAGACGACUGUACGAGAACGAUCGGGCAUUCUUUGCUACAGUCAUGGCAAUGUGUGCGGUGGUCGCAGGUCGCAUAGAAAACCGCUCAUCUCAAUCCGUACUAUCCUUGCUCACCCCCACAACCUCAUCAGAGGCGUUCAAAGCGGCGGCGAUAUCGGCCAUUCCAGUUGACUUGACUCUGGCGAGGGACUUUGACUACAAGCGGACCAAAAGCUUGCUGGCGAUUCUCUGCGUACAGCUGGCCGAUAUAAAACACCUGCAUAUCCAUUUAGGCGACUAUAUGACCUUGUCCCUUGCCUCAGGCUUUUACGAUGAGCAAAGAUGGCCCAAUCUGCCCCCGCCCGAACGAGAGGAAUGGCGGCGCUUGUUCUGGUCUACAUAUACCCUCGAAAUCUUUACGGCAAUCUCGUGGGAUGGGAUCGUUCGCCAUCGCCAGUCGCAGACAAAUGUGAGGUACCCGGUAGAGGUGGUGAACGAUGAUGCAAUCUCGCCAUCAGGAUGUCUACCCGCGAGCGGUGUCAGUACCUUUAUCCGAGGAUGGAACAUUACGACAGAUUUAUAUCGAAUCCUCGAACACUUGGUAGAUCGAAUGCGAUGCACUCAACUCAGACCUUCGCCCUCGGGUGUGGCUCGUACUGACACUGUUAUUGCCCUGUUCACAGCCCCUGGACCUUCAGUCAAGGAAAUCCGUCAGCUGGUAGAUGCGACGUGUGGACAAUUAGGGCCCGAAUUCCAACAGGCACACGCCAUGACCGGGGAUCUGGAUAUGGACCGAUAUGGAUUCCAAGUCGCCAACCUCACCCUCACUGCUCAAACAGCGUAUAUGAUCUUAGCCACGGCCGACGGCUCCAGCAUCGAGGAGCAAUGUGCAGUCAUACAAGAGCUAUUGGGAGCACUAUCUCUCAUACCCACUGCGUACAUUGCGUCUAUCAGCACGCCCAUGCUACAUCAUGUAGCGUCCAUUGGACACCUCCUUGGCAAUGUCAUCCAGUCGCCACUUACCCCUUGGGCGUUUUCUCAGGUCCGAGAUGCGUUGUUGGGGUUGGCAAAUCUCAUCACUGGCCUGGAGGCGGCUAUUGGCGUGGCUUUGGGCAUCUCGUCCAAACUUAGAGCCCUAGUUCACAAGAUCGACGAACGAAUGGGCAUGAUGGCACAUAACGGCGUUCAUCGGUCUCACUCAUGGAAUGCAUCAACGCAAGAAAGAUCACACGAGUCAGGGCAAGAUAAUAGCAGCUCUGACCCUACGCUUCUCUUUGCUACGCCUGAGCAGCAAGACCAGCUACGUAUGGAGCUUAGGGAGGAUUGGCCAUUCAACCUGGAGCAUAUUACGCAGAAUGAAGACUUAUCCAUAUUUGGCACACGGCAGCCACUGUUUGACUGGGCUUCAUGAACUAUGCAUCAUGCAA
Kockovaella imperatae is the source of this 1850-nucleotide messenger RNA. RefSeq lists its product as hypothetical. Gene Ontology annotation, biological process: regulation of DNA-templated transcription; DNA-templated transcription. NCBI's taxonomy places the organism in Eukaryota, Fungi, Basidiomycota, Tremellomycetes, Tremellales, Cuniculitremaceae. The coding region runs from base 101 to 1834 and encodes 577 amino acids. The record is from RefSeq and is a predicted model, not a curated record. The transcript is spliced from 7 exons. Gene Ontology annotation, molecular function: zinc ion binding; DNA binding; DNA-binding transcription factor activity, RNA polymerase II-specific.